Molecule: messenger RNA, 1557 nt
Organism: Acanthisitta chloris (rifleman)
Lineage: Eukaryota; Metazoa; Chordata; Aves; Passeriformes; Acanthisittidae
Product: GTPase-activating protein and VPS9 domain-containing protein 1-like
Exons: 12
Biological process (GO): vesicle-mediated transport
Cellular component (GO): cytosol; endocytic vesicle
Molecular function (GO): guanyl-nucleotide exchange factor activity; small GTPase binding
Source: RefSeq, a predicted model, not a curated record
UCCUCCCCCAGCAAGGACUCCUCCCGGGGAGAGACUGAGGAGCGGAAAGACAGUGACGAUGAGAAGUCUGACAGGAACAAGCCCUGGUGGAGGAAACGUUUUGUGUCCGCCAUGCCCAAAGCUCCUAUUCCAUUUAGAAAGAAAGAAAAGCAAGAAAAAGACAAGGAUGACAUGGUGCCUGACAGAUAUGCAACACUUCAAGAUGAUCCCAGCCCCAGGCUCAGUGCACAGGCACAAGCUGCUGAGGAUAUUCUGGACAAGUACAUGAAUGCCAUCAAGAGGACCAGUCCCAGUGAAGGAGCUCUCGUGAACUACGACAGCUCCGAGGCUAUUGGGGAUGGUGAGAGCAUGCACGACUCCCCUCGUGAUGAGGCUUUGCAGAACAUGUCUGCAGAUGAUCUCCCAGACUCUGCAAGUCAAGUAGCACAGCCACAAAGUUCUGCUUUCUCCUAUAGGGAUGCAAAGAAGAAGCUGAGAUUGGCUCUUUGUUCAGCAGACUCUGUUGCCUUCCCCAUGCUGACACAUUCGACACGGAAUGGUCUGCCAGACCACACAGACCCAGAAGACAAUGAAAUCGUGUGCUUCUUGAAAGUUCAGCUGGCCGAAGCCAUUAACCUGCAGGACAAGAACCUGAUGGCUCAGCUGCAGGAGACGAUGCGCUGUGUGAGCCGCUUCGACAACAGGACGUGCCGCAAGCUGCUGGCGUCCAUCGCUGAGGACUACAGGAAAAGGGCUCCAUACAUUGCCUACCUGACUCGCUGCCGCCAGGGCCUGCAGACCACACAAGCUCACCUGGAGAGGCUGUUGCAGAGAGUCCUGCGAGAUAAGGAAGUGGCCAACAGGUACUUCACCACAGUGUGUGUGAGGUUACUGCUGGAGAGCAAGGAAAAGAAGAUCAGGGAGUUUAUUCAAGAUUUCCAGAAGCUCACGGCGGCGGAUGACAAAACCGCGCAGGUCGAGGACUUUCUGCAGUUCCUGUACGGGGCCAUGGCCCAGGAUGCCAUCUGGCAGAAUGCCAGUGAGGAGCAGCUGCAGGAUGCCCAGCUGGCCAUAGAGCGCAGCGUGAUGAAUCGCAUCUUCAAACUCGCCUUCUACCCCAACCAGGACGGAGAUAUCCUGCGCGACCAGGUCCUCCACGAGCACAUACAGAGGUUAUCCAAAGUAGUGACUGCAAACCACAAGGCACUUCAGAUACCUGAGGUGUAUCUGCGGGAGGCUCCGUGGCCAUCGGCCCAGUCCGAGAUCCGCACGAUAAGUGCUUACAAAACCCCCCGGGACAAGGUGCAGUGUAUCCUGAGGAUGUGCUCCACCAUCAUGAACCUACUCAGCCUGGCCAACGAAGACUCAGUACCUGGGGCAGAUGAUUUUGUUCCUGUUCUGGUCUUUGUCCUCAUAAAGGCAAACCCACCUUGCCUGCUGUCCACUGUGCAGUACAUCAGUAGUUUCUAUGCCAACUGCCUGUCUGGAGAGGAGUCCUACUGGUGGAUGCAGUUCACAGCAGCUGUGGAGUUCAUCAAAACGAUUGACGACCGCAAGUAACUCACACACCUCUGGGCA